CCCCGCAACCGGCUCCAGCUCCCGCUCCCGCUCCCGCCGCCGCGAUGAAGCUGCUGGGACACAAGCUUGAGCUGCUGACAGGGCUCCUGCUCCACGACGUGACCAUGGCCGGGCUGCAGGAGCUGCGAUUCCCCGAGGAGAAGCCACUGCUCCGGGGCCUGGACGUCACGGAGCUGGAGAAUUCUGACAACUUCCUCCUGGCUGAGGACACAGACUGGAAGGAACAUGACAUUGAUACACCCUACGGCCUUUUGCAUGUGGUGAUCCGGGGCUCACCCAAGGGAAACCGACCAGCCAUCCUCACCUACCACGAUGUGGGCCUUAACCAUAAACUGUGCUUCAACACCUUCUUCAACUUUGAAGACAUGCAGGAGAUUACCAAGCACUUUGUGGUGUGUCACGUAGACGCCCCUGGUCAGCAGGUGGGAGCGUCACAGUUCCCUCAGGGGUACCAGUUCCCCUCCAUGGAACAGCUGGCUGCCAUGCUCCCCAGUGUGGUGCAACAUUUUGGGUUCAAGUACGUGAUCGGCAUUGGAGUGGGAGCAGGAGCCUACGUGCUGGCCAAGUUUGCACUCAUCUUCCCUGACCUGGUGGAGGGGCUGGUGUUAAUGAACAUCGACCCCAAUGGCAAGGGCUGGAUCGACUGGGCAGCCACCAAGCUCUCUGGCCUGACCAGCACUUUACCCGACACAGUGCUAUCUCACCUAUUCAGCCAGGAGGAGCUGGUGAGCAACACAGAGCUGGUGCAGAGCUACCGACAGCAGAUCGGGAAUGUAGUGAACCAGGCCAACCUGCAGCUCUUCUGGAACAUGUACAACAGCCGCAGAGACCUGGACAUUAACCGGCCUGGAACAGUGCCCAAUGCCAAGACGCUGCGCUGUCCCGUGAUGCUGGUGGUUGGGGAUAACGCACCUGCCGAGGAUGGGGUGGUUGACUGCAAUUCCAAGCUAGACCCCACCACCACGACCUUCCUGAAGAUGGCAGAUUCUGGGGGACUCCCCCAAGUUACACAGGCACCCAUCAAAGUGAGUGCCUGUCCUUUCCUGCAGCCCGGGAAGCUGACUGAAGCCUUCAAGUACUUCCUGCAAGGCAUGGGCUAUAUUGCUCACUUGAAGGACCGAAGGCUGAGUGGAGGAGCAGUGCCCUCAGCCAGCAUGACCCGCCUCACCCACUCCCGUACUGCAUCCCUCACCAGCGCCGGCUCAGUGGAUGGCAGCCGCCCGCAGGCCUGCACCCACUCGGAAAGCAGUGAGGGGCUGGGUCAGGUCAACCACACCAUGGAGGUGUCCUGCUGAAGCCCCCGGCGCCCCAACCCCCCACCUGCCCCACCCGCAUCACCGUCCCAUUACCAUACUCCUGCUGGCUCGUUUUCCCUUUAGUUUAUUUUUGCUAGGGUGCGGGGGGGGGGGGGGGGGGAGAGAAAUGGUGUUACUUCUCUUCUGUUUUAAAAGACGAAGGGGUCCAUCUUAGAUGCUGUAGCAAAACAGUCUCUAGGUUACAGGGGUUCGUCUCCCCACCCCUGUCACCUUACUCACUGACUCACUUAGCUGACUCAGACCCCACUCAGCUAACUCCCCACACACAGCCCUGACUGACACCAUCAGGGCAGGGCCCACUGUGGGGAAGUGUAGGUAAGGAAUGAAUUUGAGUCCUUCUCUGGCCAGGUUCCAGGAUAAUACUCUACAUUAAAGAGCAUGAAUGACCUCAUUGUGCGGGCAGGUUUGAAGAUGGGGGUGUGGGUUUGAGGUGGUGGGUACUGAGACAGUAGGAGUAUGGGGUCCUGCUCAGACACUGGUACGAGAGCCAGGAGACAGCAACUAGGAGGGAGCCCUGCAGGCCCCUUCUGCCAAGCACACUGAUCCUGACUUGGAGUGUUUGACACAAGAGGACACUCUUGCCAGGCAGCUGAUUUCCUGGGGCUCUCUGGAUAGGAGCGAUGCUGCUGCAGGAUCAGGCAGUCAGACUGAAAAGGGCUUCUCUGCUCUAGGAAGACAAGACACAGAGGACCUUGAGGGCAGGAACCCCAUGCAAUGUCACCUCCUACAACUGUCCCAUUUUCUGAGCCAAGGCCCUGAAACACAAAGUGGCCUGGUUCUCAAUCUUCAUGGGGAUGUGACAGAAAGGAGUCUGAGGUUAAAGGUUGGGAGAGCCCAUGAGAACACUCGGGAGCUAUGUGAACUGUCUUUGGGAGCCAGUAGAUAGAUGGCCGAGAGUUCCCGCAGACUCCUUUUGAGCCCCCAGGUUCCAUGGUGGACAAUUCAAUCAGCAGUGUAGCCAAGGCCAUAAAAACACGGUGUUUCUAGGGAGAGUUCCGGCCAACCUAGGUCAGUGUUUCACACAGGUGUCACCAAGUAAGGAGAAUUUAUUUGGAGCGAGUUGGUCCAAAGUAUUGAGACUUGUGCAGGCACACAUGGCCAUCUUGGCCUGUGGGAAUGGCUGGGGGUGGGAGAUACAGGUUCUGGUCAUGAACAGAGGCAGGCAGAGGAGAAAGGUGACCUCCAUACCCCAUGGUCUCCUGCUACCUGUAGCCCAGAACUGUGCCAUAUACUUUUGUCCACUUAUCAGGCCCAGAAGCCAUUUGUCUUGGAGCGUAAGACAAUUGCUGAUGACAACUUCAGGCUGUAGAGAGGGCAGGUGUCUGUGUGUGUGGGGAGGGGUGUUCUAAGGCUGAAGGACACCUACAUUCACAUUUCCUCUGCAUACAUUAUCCCCCACCCCAGCCUUUCUAUAAUCUUAAGCCAUUAUUAGACUGCUCUAGAGACUGGUGGUGUCAGGUCUGUCCCCAGUUAUAUUCACUCACGUGCUCCCUUUGAAUAUUGAAUGUGACUGAAAAGCCGGUAGAAAUAAUCCCUUACUGUAGAUAGUGCUGCAAAUGUUGGAUUUUUUUUUUCUUCGCUGUGUUCCUUAUAGAUGAGAUAUCUAUAAAUACCUAUACAUCAUAUAUAUGUGUGUGUAUAUAUAUAUAUAUACAUGUAUAUAUAUAUAUGUGUGUGUGUAUAUCUACAUAUCUAUAUAUAUAUAUAUAUAUAUAUAUAUAUAUAUAUACACACACAUAUAAAUGUAUAUUGGGUCCUCCUGUGUGUUUUUUCCCAUCGGAGGUUGUCUUUGAUCAAAGUGAACUUUUAAUGGAGUUUAUUAUUUUCCUCUCUGUACAAAGUGCUGAGCCUAAUAUUGUGUAUUCUGGUGGUUGAUGCCAUGAGACUGAGAUGACAAAAUGUAAAGCAAAUAGCCCCCCUGUUGAUGUAGAAAGAGUUAACUGUACUGAAAAACUAAUAAAAUGAAAAAUUCAAGGA
Messenger RNA from Erinaceus europaeus (western European hedgehog), 3293 nucleotides. It is a transcript of the gene NDRG4, whose product is annotated as NDRG family member 4. Gene Ontology annotation, cellular component: cytoplasm. The record is from RefSeq and is a predicted model, not a curated record. The transcript is spliced from 17 exons. Gene Ontology annotation, biological process: brain development; signal transduction; positive regulation of ERK1 and ERK2 cascade. NCBI's taxonomy places the organism in Eukaryota, Metazoa, Chordata, Mammalia, Eulipotyphla, Erinaceidae. The coding region runs from base 45 to 1295 and encodes 416 amino acids.